Pungitius pungitius (ninespine stickleback) is the source of this 2531-nucleotide messenger RNA. RefSeq names its product sushi-repeat containing protein X-linked (gene srpx). NCBI's taxonomy places the organism in Eukaryota, Metazoa, Chordata, Actinopteri, Perciformes, Gasterosteidae. The transcript is spliced from 10 exons. The record is from RefSeq and is a predicted model, not a curated record. Bases 91 to 1443 code for a protein of 450 amino acids. Gene Ontology annotation, biological process: phagolysosome assembly.
UCCGGAUCGGGAGCGAGAGGCGGGCCUUUGGGAGGCAGGAAUGCGCUGGAAGGUUUCCUGCGAGAGCUCCCUCCUUCACACGCGCUCGAUAUGGACGUGUGGCCGCUGGUGCUCCUGUCCGUCCAGCUCUGCCUCUGCUGCGCUUACGAAGGGUCAGGACAGUACCCAAAUGGAGACGAUGAGGACUGGUAUUCCCGUAGAUAUAAAGGGACCCCCUGGUGUGCGCCCAUUAAGGUGAAGCAUGGGGACGUGAGCUGCCGUACGCCCAGAGGAGAGAACUACAGGAACGUGAUGGGGACUCGCUGCAAAAUCCGCUGUAAGCAGGGAUACGAGUCGAAGAGCUCAGAGGUGGUGUGUAUGGCCAGCAAGCACUGGUCCUCCAGCUACGCCUGCCAAGAGAUCCGCUGUGCUAAGCUCAACAUGCCCCCUAAUGGCGGCUACAAGUGCUCGGACGGCUCCUACUUCAACUCGCGCUGUGAGUUCUUCUGCUCGCCUGGAUAUGUUCUGAUGGGGCAGAAGACGGCAACGUGCCAGUACCGCAAGACGUGGAGCGCUGGAGUCCCUACGUGUGUUGAUGUGGAUCCUCCAAAAAUCAAGUGUCCUAAUCUGAAGGAUAAGUGGGCAGAACCAGCAAAACUGACAGCGAGGGUGACCUGGGAGACACCCGAGGGCGUGGACACUGCAGAUGGCAUUCUCACAGAUGUUAUCCUGAAAGGGAAACCUUCGAAAUCAAACUUCCCGGAGGGGCUCCAUAAGAUGUCCUACACCGUGUUUGACCGCGCAGGGAACAAAGGAUCCUGCCGCUUCUCAGUCAGAGUGCGAGUGCGCCGCUGCAACGCUCUGUUUCCCCCAGACAACGGUUACAUGAAGUGUGACAGUGACGCAGACAACUAUGGUACCACUUGUGAGUUCACUUGCACCGGUGGCUACGAGCUUCGGGGCAGCGCUGCCAGAGUGUGUCAGUACGGACUCACCUGGUCUGGCACAGACACCACCUGUGCAGCCAUGAACAUCAACGUGGGAGUGCGUACAGCUGCCGCACUGCUGGACCAGUUCUAUGAGAAACGGAGGCUCCUCGUUAUCUCGGCUCCAACUGCUGCCAAUCAUAAUUACCGCUUCCAGAUGACAAACCUACAGCAUGCUCAGUGUGGACUUGACCUGAGGCACGUCACAGUAAUCGAGGUGGUUGGCACCUUCCCAGCACAGAUCGGCCGAAUUCGACACAGGCUGCUUCCUCCAGCACUGGCCCUGCAGCUCAGGUUACUGCUUCAGAUUUCUCAAAGGUCUUUCCAAAUGGUGCUGGUAGAUAAGCAGGGAAUGGACAAGCAACGCUACCCGUUCCCGAUUACAGCAGCUGAAUUAUUCACCACCAUCGACACCUUCCCCCUCCGUAAGGACGAGAUGGUGCUGCAGCAGGAAGCGGGCCAGACCUGCCAAUCAUAGAACACGGACUGUCAGCCAUCUUUGAUCCUUCUCCUCCUCAGUCACAGCAGACAGAUCUCCUUCUUUUAUCCUCUCAUGUCACACCCGCCCACCGGAACUCAUCCAGUCCUGUUUGCAGAAUGUGUGUGUGAUCUGAAGCAUUACUGAAAGAGAUCACUAAAUGCAAUGGGUCACAUAGUACUUUACAAUCAUAUUGAUUCCUAUGUCUUCUGUAUCUUUUAUUAUUAUUAUUGAUAUUUUAAAGCAGAAUCUUUUUUUAUUUUUUACAAAAAGAUAAUGAGCUGGCACGCAUAUUUUCCCUGUCCAAUAUUUAUACUUCACAUCCUUCAAUAAUAAUGUACACUAUUUGGAAUAAUGUGUGUGUUUUUAAUGUAUUCGGGAUAUGUCUAUCAUUUAUGAUGUAAUCUUCAGUGUGAAGAAGGGUACAAGGAAUUCCAGGUGUAUUUGCCAUCUCACUGCUAAGUACCACUUAAUCCUACACACACUUCCUUUAAAUCAUGUUCUUGUCCAUGUGAUGCAUUUUUUUUGCCCAAAACACUAAAUGAAAGUGUAUGUUUUAGCAUCAAACAACCAGCAGAAACUCCUUAGAGGGUUGGUUUUACUACCUUAUGUGAACUUACUAAACGUAAUUGUUAUACUCAUGAGAUAAUAGAAAAUAAAACGUCUUUUACUGGCAGACAUUUUAUGCUCCAAAAAGCCAGUAAAAAUGUUAUGAUGUUCUCAGUAAGGACGGCUCCUCUUGAGAAAAAGCAGUUGUGAAAUCUUCCGACAUGUGAAGGAUCACAUUUUUGUGUAUGUAGAGAAGCAGGAUGUAAUGUGGAUUUGUUUUCAGUUUCACACAAUUCACAGACUAGCUGUAAAAAAGCUAACCUUAUUGUGGAUUCAUUUACAAGAUAAUCCUGAUUGGAUAAGUGGAAAAAAAGCUAGAAGCCAAAGAGUGUCAUUCAGAGAGCACUUUUACAAACUCUCAAAGUCACAGUUAUUUAAAUAAAACAAACGUGUGAGAAAUCCAUUUCCUCGUUCAGUCCUGAUUAAAUGUUGCUUCAUAUUUAGUGGAAUUUAAUAAACAUUUUGCUGGUUUAUUGACA